This is a messenger RNA of Lineus longissimus, 2079 nucleotides long. Its product is annotated as estradiol 17-beta-dehydrogenase 11-like. Bases 41 to 958 code for a protein of 305 amino acids. Gene Ontology annotation, molecular function: oxidoreductase activity, acting on the CH-OH group of donors, NAD or NADP as acceptor. NCBI's taxonomy places the organism in Eukaryota, Metazoa, Nemertea, Pilidiophora, Heteronemertea, Lineidae. The transcript has 6 exons. The record is from RefSeq and is a predicted model, not a curated record.
AUAUAUACACCGACACCAAGAAUAUAGGUCUCCGUGAAAAAUGGACGUCUUGCAAUUUGUGUUCGAUCUUGGUGUCUUGUUGUUUCACAUUUUGAAAUUCUACUGCUACUUUCUGUGGCGGUGCUUCGUCCCCCGCAGGAAGAAGACAGUCGUCGGCGAGGUGGUUGUGAUAACGGGGGCGGGGCAUGGCAUCGGGAAGGAGGUCGCCCUGAGACUAGGGAGACUCGGGGCGAAACUUGCACUCUUAGACAUAGGGAAGAAAGGAGUGGAUGAAGUAGCAGACGCUAUAAAUGAAUAUGGCGGUUUUGCACGUGCGUACGUGUGUGACGUCGCCAAUGACGUCAUGGUGUCCGAGGUUGCCCAGCGAGUUGAGGACGAGAUUGGUGAUGUUGGUGUCCUGAUCAACAAUGCUGGGAUUGCCCACUGUCAUGACCUUUUGACCUUGUCUAUGAAGAGGAUACAGUUGACGUUUGACGUCAAUAUUGUCGCUUAUAUGCGGAUGGUGAAAACCUUCCUACCCAAAAUGAUACACACUAACCGAGGUCACAUCGUCAACAUGGCAUCCACUGCGUCGUUUCGUGGCACCCCAUUUUUGGCAGACUAUUGCUCCACGAAAUUCGCCGUCCGGGGCUUCACAGAGGCGUUGAGAGAGGAAAUUAGGCUCCUUCACGGAAAGGACAUCAAGGUGACCUGCGUGUUUCCCUUAUUCGUGAACACUGGCAUUGUACCGCUCCAACGCAUGAAAGUCGGCAAGAUAGGGACCAUCUACAGCCCAGAGGAUGCAGCUGAUUUCAUCGUUGACGGGAUACUUCGCGAGGAGAAGGAAGUUUACAUACCAAAGUGGUUCAGAUUUCUAGCAACCCUAGCAGGGUGCCUACCGUACGGAAUAGUGAAGGUGAUAAGCGAUUUCUUUGGAGUUGGCGUCAGUGCAGACACGAAACAUACGCACCCGGAAUGAUUUGACAGACAAUAGGCAGGUUCCAUAUACGAAUAACGACGAACUACGAACAACGAAGGCCUCCUUGUGCCAAUGCAUUUACGUGACACUGUCUCGUGAAUCAUCUUCUAACUACAGGAAGCUUUAAGGAGACACACUCUUAAAAUGUAUUAGUAAAAACAACUAAUUUGGUAGUUGCUAUUGCACCAACUGUGAAAUUAGUAAAACCGAACCAUUAAUUAGCUGUUUCAACUGAAAAAGUAGUAAAAUCUAAAUAGUUUUAACUAUUUAAUUUUAGGAGUGCGGGAACUUUUCAAAAGAAGUCGUGCAUCAACUACCUACAUACGUUGUAUACGUAGCUCUUCGUACUAAGGGAUGCGAAAUCUGCCUCCGCUUGAAGCGACUGUCGGUCUUGGCUUUGAGGACUGUAUAUAUGGUGCUUUCUUUUGAAAAAUGUUUUGUUAAUUUGGCCCAAAACCGCUUUCAAUGGCCAAAAAGUCGCAUAUAAAAUCAAAAUGUAAUUUUCAAAUACAUGUAUGUACCUCAUUUGAUUUAUUGAUUCAACUCGUCGCAUCUUAACCAAACAAACUCGACGAUUGGCUCUAUACUGUGCAAGUCUGAGUUCGACCUGCAUGGUCCUGUCUCGUCCAAGACGCGGUCUCAGUUGUGUCUGGUCCCAUCUAAAAGUGGGUCAUCGUCUCUGAGACUACCUACUAACCUGGCUCAAUUAUGAUAAAAUAGAAGACACUGUGUCGUUCUUCCAAAGGACACCUGUCUAUUCACAGACAUUUCCCAGCAAAAAUCGAGAAAUCCGAAGCGAAACAGCUUUUGUGCCAAGGUGCCAUGUACUUAAAGUGCGUACGCGAAGGAAGGGGUCAAAACAUUGAGGCAAAUUUCGCGUACCACGCUGGAUGGGGGAGCAGUCAAACAUUUCUAAACUAGAUAAACUGCUCCGUGCGAUCUAUAUGCGUGCGAAUGGGUAGUAGGUCUACAGUCCAGCACUUUAAAAAAUUCGCUUUAGACUUUUCUUAUUUCUCGUUUAAGUCCUAUAUUUGCUUUACAAGUUGAUUUUCAUCACAAAUGUCAAAUAGAAUUCAAAUUUUUAGGUACACAAUUGUAAUUGUGCUAAUAACAUAUGGUAA